UUCUUGGUUCUGCAGCGGAGAGCUGGGAGGUGAUGCAGUGCAUCCAAGAAGCCCUCCGCGAGGGAUGUGCGAUUGCCUCCCGAAGUCAGGAGGGGUGUUUUUGCCUCUUCCCUGCUCGCCCCUGGGUGCAGCAGAACUCGCCUUGAGAAGACACAGGCAGGGAUAAACCACAUCCUGAAGGGUGUGUGCAAAGGGAGAAAGGCACAUCCCCAGUUUAUUUUGGCUGCUGCUUUUUUUGUUGUCGGGUUUGGUUUGGUGGUUUUGUUUUUUGGGGGGGAGUUUUUUUUGUUUUGUUUUGUUUUUGCUUUUUUCCUUUUUCUUUUACUUCUCCUCCUUUGAUGGAAAUGGCAGUGACUUUUUAACCUUGCAGUCCAUAAAGGCGCCUGGGGACUAGCCGAUCGCCCCCGAGCAGGGAGACGCGGGCAUUUCGCACGGGGAGCUGGCAUGGCUGCCGUGCUCUUUGGCUUUGAGGAUCUGCUCUACAGCUGGGACAGCCUGGUGUGGAGCCUGACGUCCCGGGCUCUGAGGACUUGCCGCUUUGGAAACCUGAGGGUCCUGCAGCUCAUGCUGAAGCCAUGGUGCAUUUCCAGAGCCGUUUAUCAGAUGACGGAGGGCCGCAGAUGCCAAGUGCACCUCCUCGAUGACAGAAAGCUGGAGCUCCUCGUCCAGCCAAAGCUUUUGGCCAAGGAGUUGCUUGACUUGGUGGCAUCUCAUUUCAACCUGAAGGAGAAAGAAUACUUUGGAAUUGCAUUCACAGAUGAAACGGGACACUUGAACUGGCUUCAGCUGGACCGCAGGGUGCUGGAACAUGACUUCCCCAAAAAGUCAGGACCGGUUGUUUUGUACUUUUGUGUCAGGUUCUACAUUGAAAGCAUCUCCUAUCUGAAGGACAAUGCCACCAUCGAGCUGUUUUUCUUGAACGCCAAGUCCUGCAUCUACAAGGAACUCAUCGAGGUUGACAGUGAAGUGGUGUUUGAGCUAGCUGCCUACAUCUUGCAGGAGGCAAAGGGAGAUUUUUCAAGCAAUGAAGUUGUAAGGAAUGAAUUAAAGAAGCUGCCAGCCCUUCCAACACCAGCGCUGAAGGAGCAUCCUUCCCUUGCUUACUGUGAGGACCGAGUCAUUGAACAUUACAAGAAACUAAACGGUCAGACAAGAGGUCAAGCAAUUGUAAAUUACAUGAGUAUUGUAGAAUCCCUCCCAACAUAUGGAGUGCAUUAUUACGCAGUAAAGGACAAGCAGGGAAUUCCUUGGUGGUUAGGACUUAGCUACAAAGGAAUUUUUCAAUAUGACUACCAUGACAAAGUGAAACCAAGAAAGAUCUUCCAAUGGAGGCAGCUGGAGAACCUCUAUUUCCGCGAGAAGAAGUUCUCGGUGGAGGUGCACGAUCCGCGCAGGGCAUCUGUGACCAGGAGGACCUUUGGGCAUAGUGGCAUCGCUGUGCAUACGUGGUACGCCUGUCCGGCACUGAUAAAAUCUAUCUGGGCUAUGGCCAUUAGUCAACAUCAAUUCUACCUGGACAGAAAGCAAAGCAAGUCCAAGAUCCAUGCUGCAAGAAGCCUGAGUGAGAUUGCGAUUGACCUGACCGAAACUGGAACGCUCAAGACCUCAAAGCUGGCCAACAUGGGGAGUAAAGGCAAAAUCAUCAGCGGCAGCAGCGGGAGCCUUCUGUCAUCAGGUUCCCAAGAGUCAGACAGUUCUCAGUCUGCCAAGAAAGACAUGCUGGCCGCCCUGAAAUCCAGGCAGGAGGCUUUGGAAGAGACACUGCGCCAGCGCUUGGAAGAGCUAAAGAAACUGUGUCUCCGAGAAGCGGAGCUCACGGGGAAGCUGCCACGAGAAUACCCCCUGGAUCCCGGGGAGGAGCCACCUAUUGUAAGGAGAAGAAUAGGAACUGCCUUUAAGCUGGAUGAGCAGAAAAUCCUGCCGAAGGGAGAGGAGGCAGAGCUGGAGCGCCUGGAGAGGGAGUUUGCCAUUCAGUCCCAGAUCACAGAGGCUGCCCGGCGCCUGGCGAGCGACCCGAAUGUCAGCAAAAAGCUGAAGAAACAGAGGAAGACGUCCUACCUGAACGCGCUGAAGAAACUGCAGGAGAUCGAGAACGCCAUUAACGAGUACCGCAUCAAAUCCGGCAAGAAGCCGACCCAGAGAGCCUCCUUGAUCAUAGAUGAAGGAAACAUUGCCAGUGAGGACAGCUCCCUCUCGGAUGCCCUUGUUCUCGAGGAUGAGGAUUCUCAGGUCACCAGCACAAUCUCCCCUCUCCAGUCCCCACACAAAGGACUCCCGCCGCGGCCACCCUUGCACAACAGGCCGCCUCCUCCGCAGUCACUGGAAGGCCUCCGCCAAAUGCAUUACCACCGCAACGACUACGACAAGUCCCCCAUCAAGCCCAAGAUGUGGAGCGAGUCAUCCUUGGACGAACCCUACGAGAAGGUGAAGAAACGCUCCUCCCACGGUCAUUCCAGCAGUCACAAGCGGUUCCCCAGCACCGGGAGCUGUGCUGAGGCAGGAGGGAGCAGCUCCCUGCAGAACAGCCCCAUCCGGAGCCUUCCCCACUGGAACUCCCAGUCCAGCAUGCCCUCGACGCCGGACCUACGGGUACGCAGUCCGCACUACGUCCACUCCACACGGUCAGUAGACAUCAGCCCGACCAGACUGCACAGCUUAGCUCAGCACUUUAGACACCGGAGCUCCAGUUUGGAGUCACAAGGCAAGCUCCUCGGCUCAGAAAAUGAGACAGGGAGCCCUGAUUUCUACACCCCAAGGACUCGUAGCAGUAACGGCUCCGACCCCAUGGACGACUGCUCGUCCUGCACCAGCCACUCCAGCUCCGAGCACUACUACCCUGCUCAGAUGAACCCCAACUACUCCACCCUGGCAGAGGACUCCCCGUCAAAAGCCAGAGAGCGGCAGAGGCAAAGGCACAAAUCGGCGGGCAACCUGGUCUCUUCCAAUUCAGGGAGCAUGCCCAACCUGGCCGCGAGGAACGGCACGGGGCACCACCGGGUCUACCUGCACAGCCAGAGCCAACCCUCUUCCCAGUACAGGAUCAAAGAGUACCCCCUGUACAUCGAGGGCAGCUCCACCCCCGUGGUGGUGCGCAGCCUGGAGAACGACCAGGAGGGACACUACAGCGUGAAAGCACAAUUCAAAACCUCCAACUCCUACACGGCGGGGGGGAUGUUUAAGGAGAACUGGCACGGGGACGAAGCGGACUCCGUGCGGCUCACCCCGUCCCGCUCCCAAAUCAUAAGGACUCCGUCUCUGGGCAGGGAGGGCCACGAGAAGGGCUCGGGUAGGACUGCCGUGUCGGAUGAGCUGCGGCUCUGGUACCAGCGCUCCACGGCCUCCCACAAGGAGCACAGCCGCCUCUCGCACACGAGCUCCACGUCCUCGGACAGCAGCUCCCAGUACAGCACGUCUUCGCAAAGCACCUUUGUGGCGCACAGCAGGGUCACGAGAAUGCCUCAGAUGUGUAAAGCAACGUCAGCUGCCUUACCUCACAGCCAGAGGAGUUCGACGCCGUCGAGCGAGCUAGCAGCCACGCCACCGGGCAGUCCCCACCACAUUCUUGCAUGGCAGACUGGAGAAGCAACAGACAACUCACCCACUAUGGAUGAGUCUCAGUCUCCAACCCACCAAAGUACUGAUGAAUAGAGGAGCUACAAUGACAGCUGUUUCCUGGAUUCUCCCCUCUAUCCAGAACUAGCAGAUGUCCAGUGGUAUGGACAGGAAAAAGCCAAGCCUGGGACUCUAGUGUGAACCCCUGACCUCAAGCGAGUCACAUCAAUGCCAUUCUGAGAUCACCUCACUGCCUCUCAUUUGCCUUACCCAGAUGCACUGUCACCCAGCACCAGCUUCAACUCUUAAGCACUUUUCUCAUGAUGCAAUUCGACAUUUCGGUAACACUUGGCCCCGAGACAUCCACCACGACCGCGCCGGACGGCAGCGCGUCCCCUCGCCAGACUGGUGCACAUCCCUCCUGGAGCCUGCAGGGCAGCGGAUGCGUUGAGCAGCCACCUCAGCAGUCAGUCGGCGAUUUAAAAGCUGUUUUUCCUUUGAAACGAUGG
This is a messenger RNA of Oxyura jamaicensis (ruddy duck), 4061 nucleotides long. RefSeq names its product FERM domain containing 4A (gene FRMD4A). The record is from RefSeq and is a predicted model, not a curated record. Gene Ontology annotation, cellular component: cytoskeleton; bicellular tight junction; adherens junction. The coding region runs from base 445 to 3648 and encodes 1067 amino acids. Lineage: Eukaryota; Metazoa; Chordata; Aves; Anseriformes; Anatidae. The transcript has 24 exons. Gene Ontology annotation, biological process: establishment of epithelial cell polarity.